AUGCCUCCUCAUCUGCACCCGAGGUCGCGAAUGACCUCGUCCCUAUUCGCCACUACAGUUCUGGCCAGCUUCUUCGUUGUUGCCAUGCCACAUCUGCUGCCGUGCCCAGUACCGCGGACGAAAUACGCCGACGGAGAGGUGGUUGUCGAUGAGAACGGCCGACGACGACGAUGGAGACGGAGAGAAACAGUCGAGACACAGAAUGGAAUUGUCCAGUUCAACCAAACCUCAGACGAUGCAUCACCCGAAUCAACAAGCCGUGUGUGCCCGGUGCCCAAGCCUGGCGGCAUCCUCGGCGAAUGGCUAGGAUUUCACAAAGCAGAUGAUCAACUAUCAAGGCGAGCCGACAGAUGA
This is a messenger RNA of [Torrubiella] hemipterigena, 354 nucleotides long. Lineage: Eukaryota; Fungi; Ascomycota; Sordariomycetes; Hypocreales; Clavicipitaceae. The record is from the annotation of a GenBank genome assembly.